Molecule: messenger RNA, 667 nt
Organism: Limulus polyphemus (Atlantic horseshoe crab)
Lineage: Eukaryota; Metazoa; Arthropoda; Merostomata; Xiphosura; Limulidae
Product: signal peptide, CUB and EGF-like domain-containing protein 2
Exons: 3
Coding region: 20-466 (148 amino acids)
Source: RefSeq, a predicted model, not a curated record
UUUGCUGUGAAUCGAUUUAAUGUUUCUAGUGUUGGAAUGCCAGGACCUCCAUGGAUUAAAAAACGGUGAACGAAACUGCGCUGACUGGAUUUUCGGAAAAAUCUGUUCUCCAACUUGUCAACCUGGAUAUGUGUUCUAUACAGCAGUUUCAGAUACAUACGAAUGCUCCCUAAACGGGGAAUGGACCCCAAGUAACAUUAUUCUUGACUGCUCUGCUUUCAUACCCAAGACAGAAGGUGAAUGUCCUGCUGGAACAGAAUCGAAACACGACCCAGAGAACGGCGAAAUUUGCGUGGAAUGCCCACCGGGAUAUUUUUGGCAGUCAAAUAGCGCCGUUUGCAAUAUCUGUCCUACUGGUGAAUAUCAAGAUGAAUUCAGACAAGUUGCGUGUAAGAAGUGCCCCAUGGAUAAAAAUAUUUUGUUAAAACUCUCACCAACUGCUCAACUAUCGUGUGAAAAAGUUUAGAAAACCAACAAUGAAUCCGGAGUAGGCAAAAGUAUUGCUUAGGAAAAGUAAAAUUAUUCACAUUUGAAUUAGAUGGGAAAAUGAACUUCUUAAACAACAUUUUCAAUAUAUCAAGAAUUGGGAGAAAUAAAAAUUACAGAUGUUAAUGUUCUCUGUUUCUGAAAGAAAACACCAUGACAUCAUUACUGUACAUUUUUUUGG